AUGGCUGAAUCUGUUUUUAAAAACGUCGAAAGUGCCGCUCCAAUUGAAGUUUUUCAACUGACUAAGUUGUUUACUGAUUGCCAGAGUCCCAACAAAGUAAAUCUCGGUGUUGGAGCCUACCGAGAUGAAGAUGGAAAACCCUGGGUGCUGCCUGUUGUCCGUGCUGCAGAACUGCAGAUGGCAAAUGAUAAAACCCUCAACCAUGAAUAUUUGCCUGUAGCUGGGUUGCCUGAUUUUAGAGUUGCGGCAAAUCGACUGAUGCUGGGUCCAGAUCAUAAAGCAAUUGUGGAAAAUAGGGUAGAAGGAUUUCAAGCACUUGGAGGAACUGGAGCUUUAAGACUGGCUGCUGCAUUUUUGAAAAAUGUUCUAAAUUUUGACAUUGCAUAUGUGUCAGCUCCAACAUGGGAGAAUCAUAAGGGAGUUUUCAAAUCAGCUGGCUUCUCUGAAAUCAGGGAAUACAGAUACUGGAAUAGUGAAACCCGAGAUCUUAACUUCACUGGCAUGUUAGAAGAUCUUUCGAAUGCCCCACCAAAUGCAGUGAUCAUUCUCCAUGCUGUAGCUCAUAAUCCAACUGGUGUUGAUCUAAACCAGGAACAGUGGAAGCAGAUUUGUUCUCUUUGCAAGGAGAAGAAACUGUUUGUGUUGUUGGACUGUGCCUAUCAAGGCUUUGCUAGCGGCAGCCUGGAUGCUGAUGGUUGGGCCUCUCGCUACUUUGCUGAACAGGACAUUGACCUCUUUAUUGCCCAGUCAUUUUCCAAGAAUUUUGGUUUAUACAAUGAGAGAAUAGGCAACUUGAUUGUUGUUACAAGAGAUCCAAAGAAGCUUCCUGAAAUCCGCAGUCAACUGGAGAUUCAGAUUCGUGUCAUGUGGUCAAAUCCACCCAACCACGGAGGUCGCAUUGUCACUACAGUACUCAACAACAAUGCUUACUUUGAAGACUGGAAAAGUCAGAUUGAGACCAUGGCUAAACGCAUUAUAAAAAUGCGCCAUGAGCUUGUAGAUAACUUGAAAAAGCUCGGUACUCCUGGCAACUGGGAUCACAUUAUCAAGCAGAUUGGAAUGUUCAGUUACACUGGACUGAAUGCAAAACAAGUGGAGUACAUGAAGAGCAAGAAUGUAUUUUUACUGAAUAGUGGGCGCAUCAGCAUGGCAGGAUUGAAUUCUAAGAAUGUAGCUUAUGUUGCUAAAACAAUAGAUGAGGCA
Molecule: messenger RNA, 1203 nt
Organism: Candidula unifasciata
Lineage: Eukaryota; Metazoa; Mollusca; Gastropoda; Stylommatophora; Geomitridae
Source: the annotation of a GenBank genome assembly